This is a messenger RNA of Pelmatolapia mariae (spotted tilapia), 2392 nucleotides long. RefSeq names its product Ras-related GTP binding Cb (gene rragcb). The coding region runs from base 340 to 1485 and encodes 381 amino acids. The transcript has 7 exons. Gene Ontology annotation, molecular function: GTPase activity; GTP binding. The record is from RefSeq and is a predicted model, not a curated record. Gene Ontology annotation, biological process: cellular response to starvation; negative regulation of autophagy. Lineage: Eukaryota; Metazoa; Chordata; Actinopteri; Cichliformes; Cichlidae. Gene Ontology annotation, cellular component: lysosome; Gtr1-Gtr2 GTPase complex; nucleus.
AGCUAAAGGGGGCGGAAUGUCCAAGUUACGUUCAAGUUAGCCUUUUUUGAGUCAUUUCUUAUCCAUUUAGUUUGAUUUAACCAACUUUACGCCGGUAUUAGGAUUGCUGAACAUUUUCUCCACUUGUGUAGCAAGUUUCACAUGGAUACGCUACCAUCUGGCCUCUUAUUUUGAGACCUAAAUACCGCACUCCAGCUACCUGCUAACGCUUAGCUUGCCAUGCUAGCUCGUUGUGAAAUUCCUGGACAACAGCAUUCCUGCUCGGAUUAUUCAGCGAGAUUUCUGGAGGCUUGAGGCGGAAUUGAAGAAGAACGAGCAAGUGAGAUAAUAAAGGACAGGAUGAAUAUUCAGUACGAGGAUACGACAUUACCAGGGAGCUACGGCGUCGUGGGGUCGUUCCCCAAAAGUUUUGGUUAUGGAGUGGAGGUGCCAGACCUGGAGGACAGCCCGACAUCAGCUGAUAAACCCAGGAUCCUGCUGAUGGGGCUGAGGCGCAGCGGCAAGUCCUCCAUACAGAAGGUUGUUUUCCACAAGAUGUCACCCAAUGAGACUUUAUUCCUCGAAAGCACCAACAAAAUCUACAAAGAUGACAUCUCCGGCAGUUCCUUUGUCAACUUCCAGAUCUGGGACUUCCCCGGCCAGGUGGAUUUCUUCGACCCCACAUUUGACAGUGAGAUGAUCUUCAAGGGAACUGGUGCUUUGAUCUUUGUCAUCGACGCUCAGGAUGACUACAUGGAGGCUCUCAGCCGGUUACAUCUAACUGUAUCCAGAGCCUACAAAGUGAAUCCAGACAUCAACUUUGAGGUGUUCAUCCACAAAGUAGACGGUCUGUCAGACGACCACAAAAUCGAAACGCAGAGAGAUAUUCACCAGAGGGCCAACGAUGACCUGGCAGACGCCAGCCUGGAGAAGGUUCACCUGAGCUUCUACCUGACCAGCAUCUAUGACCACUCCAUAUUUGAGGCCUUCAGUAAAGUUGUCCAGAAGCUUAUUCCUCAGUUGCCGACACUGGAGAACCUUUUGAACAUUUUCAUAUCUCACUCCGGGAUUGAAAAGGCCUUCCUAUUCGAUGUCAGUAGCAAGAUUUACAUAGCCACAGACAGCGCUCCCGUGGACAUGCAGUCCUACGAACUCUGCUGUGACAUGAUCGACGUGGUCCUCGACAUCUCCUGCAUUUACGGGCUGGAGGAUGGCAGCGGCUCCGCCUAUGAUGAGGAGUCUUUGGCGAUCAUCAAGCUCAAUAACACCACAGUGCUUUAUUUGAAAGAGGUCACGAAGUUCCUCGCGCUCGUCUGCAUCCUCAGAGAGGAGAGCUUUGAGAGGAAAGGUUUGAUAGAGUACAAUUUUCACUGUUUCCGAAAAGCCAUUCACGAAGUGUUUGAAGUCGGCAGUUUGAGCGACGGUGCCGCCUGGAGACCAGCGAGCUCGUCCAGCAACAGGCAACCAGGCCUUAAAUAUGCUUCUCUGAAUGGAAGUGCUGUUUAGAGGGGCUGUAAGCGGUUUACAUGAAGUCCAGUGAGGCUGAUGAACGAUGACUCUUUCGUUUCACAGAGCUGAAACCAGCCUUUAGGCUAAGUCUUAUCUAUACGUGGUUCCUCCAUCAAACGCGAGAGUUUUUCUGUUGUGCCAGCAAGAUUGUGAAAAAACUACUCGGCUGAAUGUAACGAAAUUUGGUGGAGAGGCCGAACGAGGGCAAAGGAUGUAGAGGUUUUACUUUGAAUCUGAAUAAUUUUCUGGAAAACUGAGAUAACGCAUUGGCCGUGAUUGAGAAUGCGCUCUGCCCAGUGCCAGAAAUACUGUCGCGUACGAAUCGUAUUUUUUCUCUGCCAUCCUGCACAAAUGUUCAAAUAUUCAGUCAACUGUGUUUACCUUCUCGGCCAGUACUCUGGAACCUAGAAACACUUGUGGCCCAGUUUAAGUAGAAGUGCUCUAAAGCCAUCUGAAAGUGUAUUUCCUCCACAUCCCGCAGGAGCACACACUCCUUCCAUGUUCCUGCUGGUUUUGCAGUGAAAUCUUGAAUUCUUUAAGUAAUCCUUAAGUUUAGGGGGGGGAAAUACUCCUGUGCCUGUGUAGCACCAUGUUCAUUCUUCUGUGUGUGUUUCCUUGAUAAUGACAUGUGAUGGAUCUCCUCCAAUCAAAACUGUGCCAGUUACACCAUCGCAGCCUCGGGUGAUUAACAGAGAGGGUGAUAGUGUUUUGGUCUUAAUGGAGUCUGGGACUAACUUACGAUGAUUUCACUCGGACAGCCUGCCAAACCUUUGGAGUUUUGUAGCUUGAUGAGCGUGUAGGCCAAACUGUGUUUGUAGCAGAUGUUUAGGUCUUCUGUGUGAGCGCUGAGUGGGACCUGAAUGAUGUUUCAGAGGCCAUGCAGAUGUGUUUUCAUUACUGUACG